This is a messenger RNA of Medicago truncatula (barrel medic), 1241 nucleotides long. RefSeq lists its product as uncharacterized. Bases 62 to 922 code for a protein of 286 amino acids. Gene Ontology annotation, molecular function: hydrolase activity, acting on carbon-nitrogen (but not peptide) bonds, in linear amides. NCBI's taxonomy places the organism in Eukaryota, Viridiplantae, Streptophyta, Magnoliopsida, Fabales, Fabaceae. Gene Ontology annotation, cellular component: membrane. Gene Ontology annotation, biological process: ceramide metabolic process. The transcript has 7 exons. The record is from RefSeq and is a predicted model, not a curated record.
CACGCCACGAUACAGCAUCAUCUCUGAUCCAAUCUUGUUUGGUCUGUCUGUGAAUCCAAAAAUGAGAAAACGCGUCGUUUAUGCUUGGGCAGUAGCUCUUAUUUGCUUCAUAGUACUCAUGAUUGUAACCCCAGCUAUUCCUCAGUCCCAAGAUUAUCAUAAUUUUGCUGAUCAACGCACCUUCUUUGGUAUUCCCAAUGCACUUAACGUCAUCUCCAAUUUCCCUUUUCUCAUUAUUGGUCUCAUUGGACUUGUACUCUGUCAUCAUGGAAAUUAUUUUAAGCUCAGCUUGCAAGGUGAACUAUGGGGUUGGACAUGCUUCUAUGUUGGUGUGGCUGCUGUUGGAAUUGGAUCUUCAUACUACCAUCUCAAGCCAGAUGAUGCUAGUCUUGUCUGGGAUAGGUUACCUAUGACUGUUGCUUUUACGUCAAUCAUUGCGAUAUUCAUCAUUGAGCGAAUUGAUGAAAGGAAAGGAAUGAUCUCAAUUAUACCUCUUGUUUUGGCUGGUGUAAUAAGUAUCGUGUAUUGGAGGUUCUUUGACGACCUCCGUCCAUAUGCUUUGAUUCAAUUUGUACCAUGCAUUGCAAUUCCACUCAUGGCUAUUUUGUUGCCUCCAAUGUACACUCAUUCAACUUAUUGGCUCUGGGCUGCAGGAUUUUAUCUUCUGGCUAAGGUGUUAGAGGCCACUGAUGAUGUCGUCUACAAAUGGACUCAUCAUAUUGUCAGUGGUCAUACACUUAAGCACUUGUUUGCAGCAAUGGUUCCUGUCUUCUUGACAUUCAUGCUUGCAAAGAGGAGUGUGGAACCUGAGAGGCAAAGUUUGUUUAAGGUAUGGAGGAUUUCCUGGACAAAGGUCAAAGAAGGCGACUCCAAUGUUGAGAGCUACACUUACUCAAGGGUGGAGGUUGAAGAACCACAGUAAUGUCUGUCUACUUUCCUAUCAACCACAAAAAUGCUUAUACUGGAUUACAGAAUAUAUAUCAUACUUGAUCUUGGACUGAGUAAAAAAACCACAGUAAGCUAACUUUCAUACAACGUUAACUGUAAUUAGCUUACAGUUUGUAUAGUUCCUGAUCCUUAUCAUAUAGCAAGGACCUUUUUAGAUUUCAAUGUGAAGUGUUGUCUAGUGCAAUACUGGUAUUUUUCCACCUGUAUCAUACACUUGUAGUGCUUGUUGGCACGAGAAAUCGUUCCAACUAUUUCAAUGAUAUGUUAGACCGUGUUUACAGAACUUACGGGAA